Messenger RNA from Capsicum annuum, 3690 nucleotides. Its product is annotated as mitochondrial proton/calcium exchanger protein. The record is from RefSeq and is a predicted model, not a curated record. Gene Ontology annotation, molecular function: calcium ion binding; ribosome binding. The transcript has 15 exons. Gene Ontology annotation, biological process: intracellular monoatomic cation homeostasis. NCBI's taxonomy places the organism in Eukaryota, Viridiplantae, Streptophyta, Magnoliopsida, Solanales, Solanaceae. Gene Ontology annotation, cellular component: mitochondrial inner membrane. The coding region runs from base 1067 to 3346 and encodes 759 amino acids.
CAUUAUACACUUCCUCUGCAGCACUAUAUAAAUUGAUUACCGCGAAGACUCUCCCAAAAAAUUUUCUGUAAAUUUCUACGCACCAAAAGAUUAUUUGACUGAGCGAUUCAUUUUCGUUCUUCUGGAAUAUUCAAAAAUACGAAGCUUUUCGAUCUUCUCAGCAUUUGCGAAGUGAUUUCGAUUUUUGGAUGAAGUUUUUGCUUGCCUCUAUGAAGUAUGAACCAUGUAGUUGUGGAUGAUAAACAAAUAGUUGCGAUAGACGAUAUGUGCGAUUUGGUGCAAAAGUGUGUGACGAGCUGGUUGUAGAAACUGAUUUUUUGGGAUAAUGAGGAAGCAGUAUUGAUAAUGGAAAUGUAAAAUGUUUAGGUUGUAGUAAGUUUUGUAGAUUGGGAAGAGUGUUGUAACAUUGUGAAAGUCUCCGUAGCUUCGGAAGGACUAGUGUGGUUAUGUGAUUCAGCGGGGGAUUAGGUGGAACACUGUGUGACUAGUUGGUUGUAGAAACUGAUUUUGUGGGAUCACGAGGAAGAAGCAUUGAUAAUGGAAAUGUAGAAUGUUUCGCUUGUUGUAAUUUUGGUAGAUUGGGAUGAGUGUUAUAACAUUGUGAAGGUUUCUGUAGCUGUGGAAGAAGGACUAGCGUGGAUAUGUGAUUUAACGAGCAACAGAUUUGGCAUUUUUGUUUGAGACGUGGAUUUUGACUUCCCUUUUUUGGGAGAGGCAAAGGGGAAAAUGGAGAUUGUUUAUUCAAAAAGAAUGUAAUUAUUGUUUAUUAUCUGAAUUUAGUGCAUUCAUGCUGCAGCUGGUCCAGCUUUAUUGUUUUGCAAUUAGUAAUUUUAAAUUUUACUAGUGAAAGUUGAAAUAUUGGAAAGGGGAUGUGAAGUUUAGGGAAGUUACUAAUGACCGUGAUGCAAAAAUAUUCUGUUAAGUGAAAUGCUUAUAUGAUUCCAUGAAUUUAGUGUAAUAUGAUUUUUUAUUUGGUAUAUUCGUUCUAUUGGUCAGGCUGACAUUAGGCAAAAAUUUCUGGGAUAUGUUAUAUGAGUUGUUUGCAAAGUAGAAGAACGUUUUGCUAAUGGCUUCAAGAGCAAUAUUGAGAAGGAAGAGGAACCUCUUCGAUUCUAAUACAAAACCGCAUAUCUUCAUUCGAGUUUUUUCGAGCUAUGAGAACUGGGGAUCAUCUAAGGCUUCUAAUUCUUGGGAUUGGUGCUCUACAGUAACUCAUCAACCUCAGAAUGCAGAUAACAGAAAUGAAGGAAGUUCAAAUCCAUCAGCCAAAGAUGAGUUACUAAAAGUAUGGGGAAAACGUGUCCUACUCAACUCCUCUAAUAUUCCAGCCUUGGGUCUGAGAGUAGGAAGAUGUGGGACUACUACUUUGGGGGCCAGGUGGAUUACAAGCCAACAACGAUAUUCAACAGCUGCAGCAGGUCAACCUGAUUUUGGUAAAGGAAAUGAUAAGGAUGCAGAACCAGCGGUUAAACAGAAGAAAGAAGCUUCACCAGAAGAAUGUGAUGAAGCAGUUGAGGAUUUAACCAUGGCCAAAGCCAAAGCCAAAGCCAAACAGCUGCAAGAUUCACAGAACAGUUUUAAACCUAUACUAAAGAAAUUUUGGGCUGUGCUAUUAGGGAUUGGUCCUGCUUUGAGAGCUGUUGCUUCAAUGAGCAGGGCAGACUGGGCAAAGAAGAUGCGGCACUGGAAGGAUGAAUUUAAGUCAACAAUGCAACACUAUUGGUUGGGUACCAAACUGCUCUGGGCUGAUGUUAGGAUAUGUUCCAGGCUCUUGUUGAAGACAGCUAAAGGGAAGAGUCUUUCCAGGAGGGAAAGACAACAACUAACGCGGACGACAGCUGAUAUAUUUAGGCUGGUUCCUGUAGCAGUGUUUAUCAUUGUUCCAUUUAUGGAGUUGUUGUUGCCGGUAUUCUUGACACUGUUUCCCAACAUGCUGCCGUCAACCUUCCAAGAUAAGAUGAAAGAAGAGGAGGCUCUGAAAAGGAAGCUUAAUGCUAGGAUUGAAUAUGCGAAGUUUUUACAAGAAACAGUCAAAGAGAUGGCAAAGGAAGUUAAAAACUCGCGAAGCGGAGAAUUAAAGAAUACAGCUGAGGAUCUCGAUGAAUUCAUGAAUAAGGUCAGAAGGGGUGCUCGUGUAUCUAAUGAGGAAAUUUUGGGAUUUGCCAAGCUUUUCAAUGAUGAGCUCACUCUGGAUAAUAUCAGCAGACCAAGGUUGGUGAAUAUGUGCAAAUAUAUGGGUAUCAACCCCUUUGGAACAGAUGCAUAUUUGCGGUUCAUGCUUCGAAAGAGGCUCCAAAAGAUCAAGAAUGAUGACAAGAUGAUUCAAGCAGAGGGUGUAGAGUCCCUUUCGGAGGAUGAGCUCCGUCAAGCUUGUCGAGAACGAGGCUUACUUGGAUUACUCUCAGUAGAAGAAAUGCGGCAGCAGUUGCGAGAUUGGCUGGACUUAUCGCUCAACCAUUCAGUGCCAUCUUCUUUGUUAAUCCUUUCUAGAGCCUUUACAGUGUCAGGCAAAGUAAAACCAGAGGAAGCUGUUCAAGCUACACUUUCAUCACUGCCAGAUGAGGUGGUGGACACUGUUCAAGUUACAUCUAUGCCAUCUGAAGAUUCUCUUGCUGAAAAGAAGAGGAAGCUAGAGUUCUUAGAAAUGGAGGAAGAGCUCAUCAAGGAGGAGGAAGAGGAAGAAGAAGAAGAGCAGGCUAAGAUGAAAGAUAAGCAAAAGGAUGUAGCUUUGGAAGAGAUGACUCUUGCAACAGCUAAAGAAGAAGAAGAACUAAAGAAAACCAAAACUUUGGAUCAACAAGAGCAGCUUUGUGAGCUUAGUCGUGCAAUUGCUGUUUUAUCAUCGGCUUCUUCUGUAAGCCUGGAGCGUCAGGAGUUCUUGAGACUUGUCAAAAAAGAGAUAGAGUUGUACAAUAGCAUGGUGGAUAAAGGGGGCCCUGAAGGUGAAGAAGAAGCCCGAAAGGCAUAUAAAGCAGCUAGGGAGGAGGACAGUGACCACACUAAGGAAAGGACUGUAGAUGAUAAAGUUUCUGCAGCACUUAUUAAUAGGGUUGAUGAAAUGCUCCAAAAACUUGAAAAGGAAAUCGAUGACGUGGAUGCCAAGAUUGGUGAUCGUUGGCGGUUACUGGACAGGGAUUAUGAUGGAAAAGUCACUCCAGAGGAGGUGGCAUCUGCUGCUUCAUACCUCAAGGAUACAUUGGCAAAGGAGGGCAUUCAGGAGCUCAUAACCAACCUUUCCAAGGACAGAGAAGGAAAAAUCCUCGUCCAAGAUCUGGUGAAGCUAGCCAGUGAAAUAGAUGAGGCUGAAGAGGAGGAAACUACAGAAGAGGAAAAAGCUCAAAAGUAAAACCCAUACAGCGAAUAAGCCGAUAAUUUUGAUCCAUUUACUGCUAGUCUCCAACCUUUCACUUUAUACCACCCAAACACGAUAUGCUUGGUAUUUCAUCAUGCCAGGUAUCAACUUAGGUCCCCUUAUGUGGGUGAUUAUAGUUGGAUAUUUGUGCGAUUGAUAAAAACGCUUUCAGAUUCAAUUUUGCAAUAGCUGAAAUGUGCAUGUAUAUGGCUGUGUCACCAUUUGAAUAUCUGUUUCCACCCUGCCCCCUCCCUCUUAGCUUUAUAUUGUAUCUCUACGGUGGAGAACAUAGCGGUAUGCUUAUUAAAGGAGUAAUUUGAACAAUAUGUUUUGAUCUA